Molecule: messenger RNA, 3235 nt
Organism: Globicephala melas (long-finned pilot whale)
Lineage: Eukaryota; Metazoa; Chordata; Mammalia; Artiodactyla; Delphinidae
Gene: MCTP2
Product: multiple C2 and transmembrane domain containing 2
Biological process (GO): regulation of neurotransmitter secretion
Cellular component (GO): synaptic vesicle membrane
Molecular function (GO): calcium ion binding
Source: RefSeq, a predicted model, not a curated record
GGCUGCCUCAGGAGAUGCGCCAGCUCUCGCCGCGUCUCGGCGGCUCCUGGCGCGUGCAAGCGGCUACGGCAGCGGCGGCGACGGGGCCCGCGCAGGAAGGGCCUGUAGAGACGCACUCUUUCCCAGAGUGACUUCCUGGGUCUUCAUGCAGCCAUGGAUCUGGAUAAACCUUCUGUCUGGGACUCGUUAAAACAGCGGACCAGGCCUUUGUUAAUCAACCUGAGCAAGAGGAAGGUGAAAAAGAACUCAGACAAACCCCUGGACUUACGGGCCAGGCAUUGUCUGGACCGUCGCCUCAGCCUCUCCGUCCCUGACCUCCUGGAGGCUGAGGCCUUGGCCCCCGAGGGGCGGCCUUACUCCCGGCCCCAGUCGUCCUACACCUCGGUGCCUAGCAGCCUGUCGACGGCAGGGAUCGUUCCCAAAAGUAGCAGUGGCUCUUUGAAACAGUCUGAAGAAGAAUUGGAAUGGAGCCAGGAAGAAGCAGGCCACUUCCAUGUAGUGGAAACAGACUCCCAGGAGACCUAUGCCUCUCCUGUUGAGGACAGGAGGGCUUCCAGCAAUGGCAUCUUUGAUGUGCUCCAGAAAACUCCCCUUGGAGAGGAUGCGCCAGAAGGGCCAGAGACUCUCGGGGAAGCCGGCGACGGCUUGAGUAACCUGCCCAACCCUUUCGCCUACCUCCUCACCAUCCACCUGAAAGAAGGCCGGAACCUGGUGGUCCGGGAUCGCUGUGGCACGAGUGAUCCCUAUGUGAAAUUUAAGCUGAAUGGGAAGACUCUGUACAAAAGUAAAGUCAUAUAUAAGAACUUGAACCCAGUUUGGGACGAAGUAGUCUUAUUGCCAAUACAAAGCCUUGAUCAAAAGCUGCGUGUGAAGGUGUAUGAUCGAGAUUUAACUACAUCUGAUUUCAUGGGUUCUGCAUUUGUCGUUCUGAGUGAUCUUGAGCUUAACAGGACGACUGAACAUAUUUUAAAAUUGGAAGAUCCAAACAGUUUAGAAGAUGACAUGGGAGUGAUUGUAUUAAAUUUGAGCCUAGUAGUAAAACAGUGUGAUUUCAAGAGACACCGUUGGUCAGAUCGGAAGCAGUUAAGCGCCAGCAAGUCCUCUUUGAUACGCAACCUCCGGCUCUCAGAGUUCUUGAAAAAGAACCAACUCUGGAAUGGGAUUAUAAGUAUAACUUUGUUGGAAGGAAAGAAUGUCUCAGGAGGAAGCAUGACAGAGAUGUUUGUCCAGUUAAAACUAGGAGAUCAGAGGUAUAAAAGUAAGACACUGUGUAAGAGUGCAAAUCCGCAGUGGCAGGAACAGUUUGACUUUCACUACUUCUCUGACAGGAUGGGCAUUUUGGACAUUGAAGUGUGGGGAAAGGACAGCAAAAAGCACGAGGAACGUCUGGGCACGUGUAAAGUGGAUAUCUCAGCCCUCCCACUGAAGCAAGCCAACUGCCUGGAGCUGCCUCUGGAGAGCUGCCUGGGGACACUCUUGAUGCUGGUCACCCUCACGCCCUGCGCGGGAGUCUCCGUCUCAGAUCUGUGUGUGUGCCCCUUGGCAGAUCCCAGCGAGAGAAAGCAGAUCGCCCAGCGAUUCAGCUUACGGAACUCCCUGAAAAAUAUGAAGGACGUCGGCAUUUUACAAGUGAAGGUUUUAAAGGCGGUAGAUCUCUUAGCAGCAGAUUUCUCAGGGAAGAGCGAUCCCUUUUGCUUGUUGGAGUUGGGAAAUGACCGACUUCAGACACAUACCAUUUACAAAAACCUCAACCCUGAGUGGAACAAAGUUUUUACAUUUCCCGUUAAAGAUAUUCAUGAUGUUUUGGAAGUGACUGUGUUUGAUGAAGAUGGAGAUAAACCCCCUGAUUUUCUUGGGAAAGUUGCCAUUCCCUUGCUGUCUAUUCGAGACGGACAGACAAACUGUUACGUGUUGAAGAAUAAAGAUUUAGAACAAGCUUUUAAAGGAGUUAUUUACUUGGAGAUGGACCUCAUAUAUAAUCCGAUCAAAGCAAGUAUUCGGACCUUUACUCCCAGAGAAAAGCGCUUUGUUGAAGAUAGCCGCAAGCUGUCCAAAAAGAUCUUAUCAAGAGAUGUAGACCGAGUGAAAAGACUCACCAUGACAGUCUGGAAUACAGUACAGUUCCUUACAAGCUGCUUCCGGUGGGAAUCCACAUUGAGAAGUACAGUAGCAUUCGUGGUGUUUUUAGUCACUGUCUGGAAUUUUGAACUGUACAUGAUCCCGCUGGCAUUAUCGCUCCUCUGUGUCUACAAUUUCAUCGGACCUGCAAUGGGGAAGGUUGGCAGCAUCCAGGACAGCCAGGAGAGCACGAACGUAGAUGAGGAGAAGUAUGAAGAUGACAAGGAAUCUGAGAAAAAGGGCUUAAUUGAAAGAAUCUAUAUGGUACAGGAUAUUGUCUCAACUGUUCAGAACAUCUUGGAGGAGAUAGCUUCUUUUGGAGAAAGAAUUAAAAACACGUUUAACUGGACGGUCCCAUUCCUUUCCUUCCUGGCCUGUUUGAUACUGGCAGUCGCCACCAUCACUUUGUAUUUCAUUCCACUGCGGUACAUCAUUUUAAUCUGGGGCAUAAAUAAAUUUACUAAGAAGUUUCGAAAUCCCUACGCCAUCGACAAUAAUGAGCUACUAGACUUCCUCUCCAGAGUACCGUCUGAUGUUCAAAAGGUGCAGUAUGCAGAGUUGAAGCCCGGCAGCAGCCAGAGCCCCCUUCGGAAGAAGCGCAGCGCACUCUAGGACACACACCGACCUUGGACGCCAGCACCCGAUUCCGUGUUGGGCUGAUUAGACCAAUAUCCUCUCUCGUUCAGUGGUAUCCGUGGUGUCAGUCUGAAAUGCGUGCUGUGUGGAGCCCUGUCUGUAUCCUCCCCCUUCUUCGUGGCACAGAUGCACGCACAUGUGUGUGCAUCCAUGUGCAGGGGUGUCCUGGUUGCAUCUUGAGUCAGCCCAGCAAAAGGGAACAACCCAGAGAUGGUAAAAGACUAACAUCCCUUCUCAAGUAGGAGAUAAAGCAAGGCUUCCAUGGGUCUGAGCACCCUCCUUGAGAACAGCCAGGAGGCCACUUGGAUUCGAGCAUGACUUUGAACUCGUUUUCACACAUCCAACAGAUUCUCAUUAAGAUUCAGUUAUUUUCACUCCCCACCCCUACACUCCUUUCAGAUGAUUGUUCAUGAGUCCGUUUUCUUCUCUGAGUUAACAAGUCCUUGAUAGAUAGUCACCGUCCACCCAAAUAAUAUAUAUU